Molecule: messenger RNA, 1856 nt
Organism: Cottoperca gobio
Lineage: Eukaryota; Metazoa; Chordata; Actinopteri; Perciformes; Bovichtidae
Gene: spi1a
Product: Spi-1 proto-oncogene a
Exons: 5
Coding region: 331-1113 (260 amino acids)
Biological process (GO): cell differentiation; regulation of transcription by RNA polymerase II
Cellular component (GO): nucleus
Molecular function (GO): sequence-specific DNA binding; DNA-binding transcription factor activity, RNA polymerase II-specific
Source: RefSeq, a predicted model, not a curated record
GAAAUAAUUAUAAAUAUACUGUAACUGCUUAUAAUCUACUCUCAAAAAAAAGAGGAAUCAUUGUGAGUCCUUGCAAACAUACCUCUUAAAUAUGCAGGAAAUGGAUGUACAUAGGAUUGGCUACAUGACACUCAGCCAUCAGGAACUAGCUGAUCAUAUGCAUUUGACAAUUGGAAGAUAUGAAUGUAGACUGUGCAGGGUCCGGCUUGUGUCUCACUUUCAGUUCCCAUUUGUAUGUCAGGGACGUCGCGUGUUUCAGUGAAGCAAUAAGACAAAGUUAACGUUCAUCACAAACUUCAAGAACCAAGAUUCUCAUGCCGUCUUGUUUAUAUGAUGGACGGAUAUGUCAUAUCAUCUGCGUCAGAGGAAAUCAUUCCAAAUGAACCACAGAAUUAUCGACCACCUGCUGAGCUGUACCCCUAUCUCACAAAUGCAGGGGAGAUUUAUGAAGACCACAGAUGGACUUUCCACUCGGAGCGCGUCCAGCAGACGGACUUUGAGAAUUCUCCAGUAAAUCAUCUCAUAGAGCUUCAGUCCGUGUCUCCUCAACAACUGGUGCAACCAUACCGCUUCAGCAGUGAGUCUCUGCCUCUUCACCUGGACCCAGCACUCAUUCCUCUCUCUGUCUCACCACAAAUCCCAUAUUACACGCCAUCCAUGUGCUACCAAUACCAACCGUCUGCCUCGCCUGGACAUUACUACUCAGAAGAGGAAAAGAGAGGAAUCAGUCCUCCGCUGGAGGUAUCAGAAGGGGAGGAUGAACUUGAAGACCGCAAUCUCUCCACCUUCAGGAGAGACACUAGCAACAAGAAGAAAAUCCGCUUGUACCAGUUCCUCCUGGACUUGCUAAGAAACGGUGACAUGAGUGACAGUAUCUGGUGGGUCGACCAGGACAAGGGCAUCUUUCAGUUCUCCACAAAACACAAAGAAGUGCUGGCCAGCCACUGGGGUACUCAGAAAGGAAACCGCAAGAAAAUGACCUACCAAAAAAUGGCUCGAGCUCUGAGGAACUACGGUAAAUCUGGAGAGAUUAAAAAAGUCAAGAAGAAGCUAACCUACCAGUUCAGUGAGGAGGUGCUGAGGAACCUCUAUUUACGUCAGUAUCCUCACUGAUCGGGGAACAAAGGCUGUCUUUCAUUACGCUGAAAUCACUAAACUAGCCAAAGAUUACGUUUUGCCUGUUUGCAAUUUCACUUUUCUACCAAGUUUUCGUACCUAUUUAUUUGUGAUGCCAGUGUACAUCCUCUACGGCAGGGGUUUUCAAAGUCUGAGAGUGCGGCUCUCCCCUCAGACAGAGCUAGGAAAAAGUCGCCCCCUUAGUUAACUUGCUUAGUUUCACUCAAUUCCUGGAUGCCUAUGUGAUGAUGAUUAUGUUAUUUGAUCCCAUAGACACUCUACAAUUGGGCAUCAUAUUUUCUUUUUACAUAACUUCAGAAUAUGAAAUAUCAAGAAUGAAAGGUCUGUCCGAAGACAUUUAUUAGUUUCUGACACUGGGAAAGUGAGGAAAACAGUAAUCUUCCCUCAAACUAUCCCUCAAUCUCUUUAGCCAAAUCACACAUAUUUAGGCUAUUAUGUGAUCUUGUUUUGGUUAAUAAUGUAAUAAAUAACGUAAUAUGUUUUUCACGUCCAUUCACUGAGCCUCCCCUGAAACAGCUCUUUGGGGAGGCCUGCCUCACCGUUUGAAAACCUCUGCUUAUGGCAUUUACCUCUAUAAAAUUCACCAUUUCAGAUUUGUGUACAAGAAUUAAAGGAUGAACAAACAUCAGAGACAGCUUAAAAUAAAUAUAAACAUUCUUUUUUUUUUACAUUAUCUUUUUGAUAUCAAUGUGUGUAAAUAAAUAUCAUGUUCUAUUCUU